AUGCAGUCCAUAGAUGGCUAUACGCUUUUGGAAAAGGGGGUCGUGGCCCCUAGUUCGACUAUCGCUCUCGACCAACCGAGACGAUCCCCGCUCUAUCACCUAAAGACUCUAUUUCUCUUCACCAAAAGCGAUUUCAAAACCGUCAUCUUUCCUCAGAGCAUAUUCGCCAUUACAGCGGCGUUGUCGACAGCGAGGUUAACCACAGCAGAUCUGAGUGAAGAUGUGUCUACACGGGCCUGGCAACUGGCCUCCCGUUUGCCAUUGAUGCUUGCGUGGAUCUGGCUGAACCUCCUGGUGGAAGAUUUGGCGAACCAACGCCUCGAGGGAUCCAUUAUCGAGGACACAGUCAACAAGCCAUGGAGGCCGCUGCCCUCUCAUCGUCUAACGGCAGACCAAGCACGGGAUUGGCUCAUUGUUGCUAUUAUAGUCGCCGUAGGGUCGAGCCUGGUCUUGGGCGGCUACACAGCCAGCGUCACCCUAAUGCUCUUUAUAUGGAUGUACAACGACCUGGAUGGCAGCAACAGCGGCAUUUGGAUACGAAAUGCCCUCAAUGCAAGCGGCCUCAUGUGCUUCAGUUGGGGUGCGUUGGCGGCAUUGUCAGGCGGCGAAUUAUCACCCCGAGGCUUCACCUGGAUCUUGGUAACUGGAGCCAUAAUAAUGACAACGGUUCAUGCGCAGGAUCUGCCAGACAUUGAAGGCGACAAGGCACGCGGACGCCUAACCGUGCCCCUGCUGUAUGGCGAGACAGCAGCACGGUUGUCCCUAUCCGCCAUGGUCAUGCUCUGGGCAGUGGCGUGUCCGCUCUUCUGGGAUGCGUCGGCGUGGGGAUGGGCGGUCUCGACAAGCCUCGGAGGCGCCAUGUCAGUGCUUGCGCUGCAGAAGCGAGGCCAGUGGUGGGACGAAGUGGUGUGGAAAUUAUGGUGCCUUUGGAUAGCGGCGCUGUAUCUGCUGCCAGCGCUUGGCAAAUGA
This is a messenger RNA of Trichoderma asperellum CBS 433.97, 969 nucleotides long. RefSeq lists its product as uncharacterized. Gene Ontology annotation, cellular component: membrane. Lineage: Eukaryota; Fungi; Ascomycota; Sordariomycetes; Hypocreales; Hypocreaceae. The record is from RefSeq and is a predicted model, not a curated record. Gene Ontology annotation, molecular function: transferase activity, transferring alkyl or aryl (other than methyl) groups.